UCAGUUUUUGUUGUGUUGCGUUGCGUUGCGUUGCGAUUCUGGAAUCCAUAACCUAACAAAACCCCAAUUUCGCCGGCAAAAUGGGAUCUAUCGGAGUACUCCUCGUGGCUAACGUGAUACCAUACCUGGAGCAGGAGCUCGACAAGCGCUACAAGCUGUUCCGCGCAUGGGAUUACCCGAACGUGGCGCAGCUGCCGAGUCAGCACGUCACCGCGAUCCGCGCGGUGGUCGGAAACGCGAGCGCUGGCGCGGACGCGGCGCUGAUCGAGGCGCUGCCGAAGCUGGAGAUCGUGUCGAGCUUCAGCGUGGGAGUGGAUAAGGUUGACGUGGAGAAGUGCAGAGAGAAGGGGAUUCGCGUGACGUACACUCCUGAAGUGUUGACCGAUGAGGUCGCGGACCUCGCUAUUGGCUUGAUGCUGGCAGUCCUCAGGAGAAUCUGCGAGAGUGAUCGCUUUGUCAGGAGCGGCCAGUGGAAGCGCGGUGACUACAAGUUGACUACUAAGGGAACGUCGAGCGUGAGGAUUCCGAAUCAGUCUUUGUUGGGUUCCGUUGCGUUGCAUUGCGACUCUGUGGAAUUCCUAACUCAACCAAACCCUAAUUUCGCCGGCGAAAUGGAGUCGAUCGGAGUACUCCUCGUGGCUCGCGUGUUGCCGUACCUGGACCAAGAGCUCGACAAGCGCUACAAGCUGUUCCGCGCGUGGGAGUACCCGAACCGGGAGCAGCUGCUGAGUCAGCAUGCCGCCGCCAUCCGUGCGGUGGUCGCAAGCUCGAGCGCCGGCGCGGACGCGGCACUGAUCGAGGCGCUGCCGAAGCUUGAGAUCGUGUCGAGCUUCAGCGUGGGAGUGGAUAAGAUUGACAAGGAGAAGUGCAGAGAGAAGGGGAUUCCCGUGACCUACACGCCGGACGUGUUGACCGACGAGGUCGCGGAUCUCACUAUUGGCUUGAUACUGGCGCUCCUCAGGAGGAUUUGCGAGUGCGACCGAUUUGUCAGGAGCGGCCAGUGGAAGCGCGGUAACUACAAGUUGACCACUAAGUUCUCUGGGAAAACUGUUGGCAUUAUUGGGUUAGGGAGGAUAGGGGAAGCCAUUGCGAAGAGGGCUGAAGGAUUUAAGUGUCCAAUAAGCUACUACUCAAGAACUGAAAAACGAGACUCGAAGUACAAGUACUAUCCAAGUGUUGUAGAAUUAGCAUCUAAUAGCGACAUACUGGUAGUAGCUUGCGCACUGACUGAGGAAACCCAUCACAUAAUCAACAGGGAGGUGAUCAAUGCACUGGGUCCCAAGGGUUAUCUUAUCAACAUUGGAAGAGGUAAGCAUGUUGAUGAAACAGAGUUAGUGUCGGCACUUGUAGAAGGUCGUCUUGGUGGGGCUGGGCUAGAUGUGUUUGAAAAUGAGCCUAGUGUUCCAGAAGAGCUAUUUGGGCUUGAAAAUGUUGUCUUGCUUCCCCAUGUUGGAAGUGCCACAGUAGAAACUCGAACGGCCAUGGCCGACCUUGUCCUUGGAAACCUGGAAGCUCAUUUCCUUGGAAAGCCGCUGUUAACUCCCUUAAUUUAAUCUCUCCCUCCAUGGAACUUCCAGGAUUGAUGGAUCUGCAUUAUUAGGUACACAUUUACCACCGUUUCAUAAUUUCUGUCAUCCAAAUAAAUUAUCAGGACAGCUUCUUAUGUCUACAUUCCUGUUUCAUCUAUGAAUUUUUAUUUAUUUAGUUCAUCUUCUCGUCUUAAUAACAUUAUGGAUGAACUACUCUUUGAUUUAA
Vigna radiata var. radiata (mung bean) is the source of this 1755-nucleotide messenger RNA. Its product is annotated as hydroxyphenylpyruvate reductase. Gene Ontology annotation, molecular function: hydroxypyruvate reductase [NAD(P)H] activity; NAD binding; glyoxylate reductase (NADPH) activity. Bases 81 to 1553 code for a protein of 490 amino acids. The transcript is spliced from 3 exons. Gene Ontology annotation, cellular component: cytosol. NCBI's taxonomy places the organism in Eukaryota, Viridiplantae, Streptophyta, Magnoliopsida, Fabales, Fabaceae. The record is from RefSeq and is a predicted model, not a curated record.